CAAAGCGCAAGUUCGACUACCAAUACCACCUCUAUUUCUGUAGACGUCGAGCGCGUGUGCCGGGAAGAUCGUUCAGUGUUCAGUGUGGCUUAGACUUCAACCGGACUGAGUCUGGCCAAUCCUGUCUCCGGCGUGUGAUACAAAAUACCAGAAAUAGUUGGCAGAACAUCAACAGAUCAACAGAUAAGUGAUAUCUUAUUUUAAGGAAUAAAAAGUGACGUUUUAGUGCCUAAUGAGGAUUGUCGCGUGAGACGAAUGUUAACAUUUUCCGAUAAACUGGAAAUUCUGUUCUUAUCGAUAACUACCGAAAACAUAGUUAUCGCGACCAAACGAAGAUCAUUUGUCGAGUUUGAGCUUGAACGUGAAACGAAACACACGCGCGCGGAAGGAAACAGCUUUAAAACGCAAAUACUAGUCACAAAUAUUUAAAGCGGCCUAAAUAUCUAUAAGAAAAUAAUCUAUGCGAGGGUAAAAUAAUUAGAUAACUAAAUUCGUUUUUUAAUUUUAUACGAUAUUCAAAUUAAAGUAUCAAAAUAGUGGUAAUAUUGUGAUUUUAACGAAAAUACAGCGACCGACAAAAUGCAUUCCAUACGCGCUCAUCAAUCGUUGAACAAACAUAGAAGUGCUUUACAAAUAUGGAAGAUUGCUACAAGAUACUUCGCCGCAGAUGUAGAAUACAAACCAAUCAGAAGUGUCCUCGUCGCCAAUCGAGGCGAAAUCGCCAUUCGCGUGUUUCGUGCCUGCACGGAACUCGGUAUUCGCUCCGUGGCGAUUUAUUCAGAACAAGAUAAGAUGCAAAUGCAUCGGCAAAAAGCAGACGAAGGUUAUUUAGUAGGCAAAGGAUUACCUCCUGUUCAAGCUUACCUGAACAUCCCCGAGAUCAUUCAAAUUGCCAUGGAAAACAACAUCGACGCCAUACAUCCCGGUUAUGGAUUCCUUUCGGAGAGAUCGGAUUUUGCUCAAGCAGUGACUGAUGCUGGUAUCAGAUUCAUCGGACCUCGUCCUAAAGUCGUUCAGCAAAUGGGAGAUAAGGUGGCUGCUAGACAAGCCGCGAUUGAGGCUGGAGUUCCCAUCGUUCCAGGAACGGACGGACCGGUAACGACUUCCGACGAGGCGAUAGAGUUCUGUAUGAAACAUGGGCUUCCGGUAAUCUUUAAGGCAGCAUACGGAGGAGGAGGACGAGGUAUGAGAGUCGUAAGACAAAUGGAAGAGGUCCGUGAGAUGUUUGAUCGUGCAUCUUCAGAAGCCGCGGCUGCUUUCGGAAAUGGCGCGAUGUUCAUCGAGAAAUUCAUCGAGAGACCACGUCAUAUUGAAGUUCAAUUACUCGGAGAUAAUGCUGGCAAUGUCGUGCAUUUAUAUGAACGCGACUGUUCUGUGCAGCGUCGUCACCAAAAGGUAGUCGAGAUCGCGCCAGCUCCAUCAUUAUCAACCAAGAUUCGUGAUAAGAUGACCGAAUAUGCAGUUAAAUUGGCAAGACACGUUGGUUAUUCGAAUGCCGGUACCGUGGAAUUUUUGGUCGACGAAUCCGGAAAUUUUUAUUUCAUUGAAGUCAACGCAAGAUUACAAGUUGAACAUACAGUAACCGAGGAAAUAACCGGAAUCGAUCUUGUGCAAUCUCAAAUUCGAAUCGCCGAAGGCAUGACAUUACCCGAGCUCGGUAUGACACAAGAAAAAAUUAAGCCUCAAGGAUUCGCGAUCCAAUGCCGAGUGACUACGGAAGAUCCAGCUAAGAACUUUCAACCAGAUACCGGAAGAAUAGAAGUCUUUCGUUCUGGUGAAGGCAUGGGCAUUCGAUUGGACGGAGCUUCCGCGUUUGCCGGAGCUAUAAUCUCGCCAUUUUAUGAUUCACUUCUCGUUAAGGUAAUCGCCCACGCUGGUGAUCUUCAAUCAUCCUGCGCCAAAAUGAAUCGAGCUCUCCGCGAGUUCCGCGUGCGCGGAGUAAAGACAAAUAUCCCUUUUCUAUUAAAUGUUUUGGAGAAUCAAAAGUUCCUUAACGGUAUCAUCGAUACAUAUUUCAUCGACGAGCAUCCUCAGCUUUUUCAGUUCCAGCCAAGCCAGAAUCGAGCGCAAAAAUUGCUAAAUUAUCUCGGUUCGGUUCUAGUAAACGGCCCGAGCACACCAUUAGCUACUCAGCUGAAGCCGGCGGACAUCAAACCGCACAUUCCACAGAUUGCUCUAGAUGUUUUGGAUCCUCCAAAAGGAUUCCGUCAAAUUUAUAAGCAGCAAGGUCCAGAAGCCUUCGCCAAAGCUAUUAGACAGCACAAAGGUCUUCUUUUAAUGGAUACUACAUUCCGCGAUGCGCAUCAAUCCCUUCUGGCAACUCGCGUGCGAUCGCACGAUCUGCUAACGAUCUCUCCAUUCGUUGCGCACAAAUUUAACAGCCUCUAUUCGUUGGAGAACUGGGGUGGUGCGACUUUUGAUGUAGCCUUGAGGUUCCUUCAUGAGUGUCCUUGGGAACGGUUGGAGGACAUGCGCAAGGCCAUUCCCAAUAUCCCGUUUCAAAUGUUGUUAAGAGGCGCUAAUGCUGUUGGAUACACAAAUUACCCUGACAAUGUGGUCUUCAAGUUCUGUGAAUUGGCUGUGAAGACCGGCAUGGAUAUCUUCAGAGUAUUCGACUCACUCAAUUAUUUGCCAAAUCUUAUCGUUGGUAUGGAAGCCGCCGGAAAAGCCGGAGGUAUCGUUGAAGCGGCAAUUUCUUAUACGGGCGAUGUGAGCGACCCAAGUCGUACGAAGUAUAACUUGAAAUAUUAUACCGAUUUGACGGAUGAAUUGGUCAAAGCGGGCACUCAUGUCCUGGCGAUUAAAGAUAUGGCCGGAUUACUCAAACCAAGAGCAGCCGAGAUGCUGAUUGACGCGAUCAGACAGAAGCAUCCGGAUAUACCUUUGCAUAUACACACGCAUGAUACCGCUGGAGCAGGAGUGGCCUCCAUGUUAGCUUGUGCAAAGAGCGGUGCCGAUGUUGUGGACGUUGCCAUUGAUAGCAUGUCCGGCAUGACUAGUCAACCUUCUAUGGGCGCUAUUGUUGCUUCUCUUCAGGGAACAGACAUUGACACAAAACUAGAUCUCUCUGAUGUCUCGGAAUAUUCCGCAUAUUGGGAACAAACGAGAACACUCUAUGCACCCUUCGAAUGCACAACAACGAUGAAAUCUGGAAACGCGGAUGUUUAUCUCAAUGAAAUUCCCGGUGGACAGUACACAAAUUUACAAUUCCAAGCUUACUCGCUCGGUCUAGGCGAAUUCUUCGAAGACGUGAAGAAAGCGUAUAGGCAUGCUAAUCUCUUGCUCGGUGAUAUCAUUAAAGUCACGCCAAGCUCUAAGGUUGUCGGUGAUUUAGCGCAAUUUAUGGUUCAAAAUAAGCUGACGGCCGAUGAUGUACUGAAGAGAGCCGAAGAAUUAUCGUUUCCUAAAUCGGUGGUCGAGUUUCUUCAGGGCGCUAUAGGUGAACCUUAUGGAGGAUUCCCUGAGCCAUUAAGGUCGAAAGUUCUCAAGGACAUGCCACGCGUGCAAGGUAGACCAGGUGCGAGUUUGGCACCGCUCGAUUUCGUUGCCUUGAAGAAAGAGCUGCAAGAAUCUCAUCCACACAUCACCGAAGAGGACGUCAUGUCGGCCGCACUUUAUCCUAAAGUAACAAAGGACUACUUGAGUUUCAGAGAACAAUUUGGUCCGGUAGAUAAAUUAGAGACCAGAAUCUUCCUUACGGGACCUAAAGUGGGCGAAAUAUUUGAUGUCACAAUUGAGAAGGGCAAAACUCUCAGUAUCAAAACUCUGGCGGUUGCCGAGGAUCUCACAAAGAAUGGUGAACGCGAAGUAUUCUUCGAAAUGAAUGGCCAGCUAAGAUCUGUAUUUAUCAAGGAUAAAGAGGCUGUCAAGGAACUUCAUGUGCAUCCAAAAGCGAUAAAAGGCGACAACAAUCAGGUAGGAGCGCCGAUGCCCGGUGAAGUAAUCGAUAUCAGGAUAAAAGUAGGUGAUACCGUGGAAAAAGGUGCACCACUAGUCGUAUUAUCCGCUAUGAAGAUGGAGAUGGUCGUACAGGCGCCAAGAGCAGGAAAAAUCAAGAGCCUUGACAUCAAUUUGGGUAUGAGACUUGAAGGAGAAGAUCUUAUCUUAACAUUCGAAUAAACUCUCAUAUUGAUGAAAUGUUCUUGCAAGGUAACUCCUUCGCACAAAAAUGAUAUGAAAUAUUUAUUGUAAAAACUGUUGCAAAUUGUUUGCUUCGAUAAUGCGUACGGAAAGUAAAAUCUUUAUCAUACGAAAUCUUCGCCAUACGACUAAUCAAAUAAUUAAACAAAAUUUCAUGUAAACAAAAUUAUUUUUCCAAAUUUGUCUUCAUUUAAAAAAAAUGUACUGUUUUAUUUUAGAAUAUAAUUCAAAUAUUCUGUGCAUAUAAUUUGUGCAUACGAAACAAAUGCAUGCCAAUAUGAUUAAUGUGAUACAAUCGAAUGAAGCUGCCUAAGAGACAUCAAUUAAUACCAGAUAUAAAGCAUUCAUUUAAAAAAAUUUACUCUCUUAGGAACUUAAAAAAUUCAAUAAUAAUACUAUCAAAUAUUCCAAUAAUUUGUUUUUUCAAGGAUUUAUAUAAAAUAAGCAAUUGAUGAGCGCUUGUGACAAAUUUGACAUUCGAUUAUACAAAAAUUGAAAAUAUUGUAUAUUAUAUAUAUAUUCUUUUUAUAUAUUUUAAAAUAUAAACAGAAGUAUUAUAUAUAUAUAUAUAUAUAUAUAUAUAUAUAUAUAUAUAUAGAUUUUUAAUAAAAAUAUAAUUGCGAUCAAUUUGAAAUAACAUCGAUAUACUUAAAAAAAAAAGAAAGAAAAUGAUUGUAAAAAUUAUAUUUUUAUAAAAAACUUAUUGAGCUCAAUUAUUUUUCACCGAUCAAUAUUCAAAUACGCUUUUGUAUAAAUCGAUUACAUUGGCGAGAUUAACCUUUUUUGUUUUUAUGAUGAACAAUGUACAAAAGAACGGGAAAAAAUCAAAUACUUUCUCUUCAGCUGUUCAGAUUUUAUAUUAAUUGUAGCAUGUAUAAUAUAAGCAAUCACUCUGAUAAUUUAAUUACGAUAAUUCAAGCUAAGCCUUCACGAACGAUUUAGCAAGUACAUGGAAAAAACUUCUUCAGGGAACAAAGGCAAGAAUAUUUCUGAAAACUUUGUCUUUGUUUUCAAAAUCAAGAUCAAAUAUUAUGUCUUUUGAUAAAAAAAAAAUUACACAUUGAUUAAAAAAGAUUAUCUUUAGCAAAAGAAUAAUAAACAAGACAUAUAUAUAUAUAUAUAUAUAUAUAUAUAUAUAUAUAUAUAUAUAUAUAUCUAUUCUAUGAUUUUAUAAUUACUUUAAUACGUAAUUUUAGGCAAAUUGUUAUUCAAAAGAUAUAGAUAUAUAUAUAUAUAUAUAUAUAUAUAUAUAUAUAUAUAAUUAUCAUAAACAUUUAUAGGAUAUAAAAUUUCAUUUCUGUUAUUGUAAACUAUUACAUGCGAUAUAUUUAUUUAAAGAAGUAAUUUCUUGAAAAGUGAUUAUUGCAUUUGUAGAAUACAAAUAUAACAAAUGCAAAAUAUAAAAUCAUAUUUUAUAUUUAUACAUUAUUUUAUUAUAAUCGUUUUUUUCAGAAUCUAUGGUAAUUUGUUCCUUGGAAAUAAAUUUAUUACAUUAUAUAUAUUAUAAUCUAUAUAUUAAAUUAUGUAUUCUUAAAAAAUUUUGUUUUAUAUUUUAAAUUAAAAUAUAUAUAUUUUUGAACAGAAAAAACACAUACCUUUUGAUCUACAAUCACUUCAAUUACCUCGCAAAUAUGUAUGUGUGUGUGUGUGUAUGAAAAUGUUCUGUCUAAAAAUAAAACAAUAUAUUACUUAUCAAUA
This is a messenger RNA of Cataglyphis hispanica, 5838 nucleotides long. It is a transcript of the gene PCB, whose product is annotated as pyruvate carboxylase, mitochondrial. The transcript is spliced from 13 exons. Bases 580 to 4119 code for a protein of 1179 amino acids. Gene Ontology annotation, cellular component: cytoplasm. Gene Ontology annotation, molecular function: pyruvate carboxylase activity; metal ion binding; ATP binding. Lineage: Eukaryota; Metazoa; Arthropoda; Insecta; Hymenoptera; Formicidae. The record is from RefSeq and is a predicted model, not a curated record. Gene Ontology annotation, biological process: pyruvate metabolic process; gluconeogenesis.